AUGUUCCGCGUCUUGCCACUACUCUGCCUUCUUCUGGGCAUCGCCACUGCCCGGUCGGAGAACUGCGAUCAUGACGUUAUUGCCCCCACGCUCUUCUGCCGAGGAGAGCGCGCCCUUCGCAACGUCCUGCGGAACUUAAACAAAAGCGACAAGCCGCUGGAGGUGGUCCGUGGCCUGGAGAUUGUGCCCCUGCAGAAUGCCACAUCAGUCGAGGAGGAUUCGGAGCAGGGCCUGCUGGACAGUCUGGCCUUCUAUCUACGGACCCACGAGGUGAAUGUGAAGCUGGCCUACCUACUGGAGGACGACAGCAAAGGCGAGGUUGCAGAAGCCCGCAAAAAGGACAAGGGCCAGGGAAUGAUUUUGGCAAUGGCGUUGAUGUUUGGCAAAAUGAUGGCUGUUCUGGGAAUUGGGGGCAUUGGAGCACUGGCGAUGAAGGCGCUCGGCGUGGCGAUGGUAGCCCUAAUGAUGGCUGGAAUGCUGGGUCUGAAAACAGCAGCGCAGCACGGCGGAGAAUCCAGUCACAGCAUUUCAUACGUAACCGGAGAGGGACAUCAUCACAAACGCCGGCGGCGUUCCACAAUGCAGAAGCCCGUCGCAGUCGCGGGUCAGCAACCCAUGGCCUACAGGGGCUGGAAUUGA
This is a messenger RNA of Drosophila persimilis, 639 nucleotides long. RefSeq lists its product as uncharacterized. The transcript has 2 exons. Lineage: Eukaryota; Metazoa; Arthropoda; Insecta; Diptera; Drosophilidae. Bases 1 to 639 code for a protein of 212 amino acids. The record is from RefSeq and is a predicted model, not a curated record.